AUGCUUUCCUCUACACUUUUGGUCGGCGCCCUUUGUGGGAUAUCAGCUGCCAAUCCUCAUCCAUGGAUGUACGGUGUGCCCGACUACGCGUGGGAUCUCGACAUGAACGAAGUCAUGACCCAGGCCGAUGUGGAUCUUAUGAUGGCCGCGGAUGCUACUACCGAUGCUGCAAGCCCAGUAGGAGGCCUCAACACAACUACUCCGUCAGCAUCCUCUGGGAUAGAACCAUGUGCGGUUCUGAGCCGCGCUCUGGCAGCAAUGCCAGCCGGAGCACGACCGGUUGUUCCUGCCGAGUUGGGAGUGUCGUGUCUGCAAUCGGUACCCCUCGACAAGGCAGGCAAUGUACAGCUGAUCGACGAGCUAAAGGUCUUUGUCAAAUGGCAGUCCAACAUAGCAUAUCUGAGGAACCCGCCAAAGGAGUACACUGAAAAGGCCGUCGACAUCGAGGGCGAAUUAGACACUAUGCAAAAACAAGUGGCAGCUGGCGGAUUCAAGUCUGAAUACGAGUUCCAGCUGCAAAUGUUGAACCUGUUUACCAGCGCCUACGACAACCAUUUCGCCUACCAACCCGAUAUUCUGGCUUCAGCCAUGCAAUUUCAGAGACCCCCAGGCUCCGAGUUGGUUUCAGUAUCCUCCGAUGGCAAGGCACUGCCAGAGAUUUAUGCGUACCGGGAUAUCUUGAGGGCGAACAACGACACCUCAUUCAAACCGUCGCCUAUCAAGAUGAUCAACGGCAUGGAUGCUCAGAAGUUUCUCGCGAACGAAUCCAUGUCAUCCGACUUCCACGACGCAGACACACGGUGGAACGCUCUGUUCCCAUCUCAAGCCCUUCUGGCAUCUGGCACAACAUACCUUGGUUCUUUCCGUACUGGCCAGUACCAAGGACCCAACACGACUUUCCAGUUUGCCAACGGUACUACCUGGUCCCAAUUUAAUCUUGCCGUUGCUUUUGGUAACUUUACUGGUGUGGACAGUGGCAGUGCGUUCUUCAAGAGAUUUUGCAAUGGUCCUGCGCCCAUCACCACCAGACCCCCGGCUGCGUCGCCGACCACAAACACCACGAAGCCAUCUACACCCACACCCAAACCCGCGCCGUCCCAGGUUAAUUACCCAAAAGCCCAAAUUAUCAACCCCAAUCUUGCUGUUGCAGGAUACUAUCUCGAUGGUGCAGCAUACAAGGAUGUCGCUGUUCUCAGCAUUCCUUCUUACGAAUCUCCGGACGUCCAAACCUUCCAGAACACGAUGCGAGAUUUUAUCCGUAUGUGCAAGAAAGACGGAAAAACGAAGAUGAUCUUCGAUAUGCGCGGCAAUGGUGGAGGUAAUGCAAUCCUUGGUUACGACACCUUCAAGCAGGUCUAUCCUGCGGCCUUAGCCGACCCCUACGGUGGAACACGCUUUCGCGCAAAUGACGCCCUCAACAGCGCAGGAAAGAUGACGCAAGACUUUUUGGCCAACAAGACAUAUGCCCAGUCCAAUAAGACGGCAUUCGCCGAAGCGUUCGGUAGGGGAACUACACAGCAAGAUAUCUUUCAACUUGCUCAGCCCUUCAACUACCAACACAUUCUCAACAUCGACAACAAAGCCAUGGCCAGUUGGUCAGAAGUUUUCGGCCCCACACAAGCCAAUGGCGACAACUUCACCGCGACGCUCCGCUACAACUACACUGACAGUCUGAGCACAACUUACACGGGCUUCUCCGUCAUCGGUUUUGGCGCAAACGCAAACGAAACAAAGACACCGGCGCCAUUCAAACCCGAGGACAUGGUCAUGCUUCACGACGGCAUGUGCUCCUCGACCUGCGCCCUCGCCUCGGAGCUCCUCAAGAAUCAAGGCGCCGUCCGUACAAUCGCUGUCGGCGGCCGUCCUCAACCAGGCCCCAUGCAAGGCGUUGGUGGCACAAAAGGCGCCCAAGUCUUCGCCUGGGAUGACAUCUCAAUCCGCCUACAAGCCGUCUUCCUCCUUGGCUCUCCCGCCGAGCAGAAAGAAUGGAACAAUACCGACCUGGGUAAAACGGCGUUUGCAACACAGCUCUUCAAGCGCAGUGCGUACAACGCGGGUCAGGUGGCCGGUGGCGUUAACCUAAAGGAUAAUUUGAGACUGGCGGAUACGAGCGGUACGCCCCUCGAGUUCAUGUAUGAGGCGGCGGAUUGCAGGAUGUGGUUUACGAGCAAGAUGAUUAGCGAUGUUACCGAGGUAUGGAAGGGCGUGGCAGACCGCAUGUUCAUGGGUAAUGGAACCAUGAUGGGGUGUGUAGAGGGGAGCACUGGCGCUCCCAGUAGUAUCUCUGGUGGCGGUCAGCUGAGGGGUGGUGAUGGCAAGACGUUGAUGAAGAGCACGAGCGUAGCGGCGGUGGCAAUGGGACGCAUGGGCGAACCUAAGAACGGAACGGCGCCGGAUAUGUUUAGAGGAAGUGCGUCAAGGCGUAUGACUGCGAGUCUAGGCUCUGGAUUCGUUGCUAGUAUCAUGGGUCUGGCACUGGCCUUGUAA
Messenger RNA from Pyrenophora tritici-repentis Pt-1C-BFP, 2487 nucleotides. RefSeq lists its product as uncharacterized. The record is from RefSeq and is a predicted model, not a curated record. NCBI's taxonomy places the organism in Eukaryota, Fungi, Ascomycota, Dothideomycetes, Pleosporales, Pleosporaceae.